UUUUAAAUUAUAACUUUCAAAGAUAACAAGAAUUACUAACUAACUAUUUAAGCAUUAAUUUAAAAUGACUGAAAAAACACUUUUAGUAGAUAACCCAUUUUCUUUAGAAACCAAUCCUAAAAGAUUAGUUCAAAAACUUGAAGUUUAGGAAUAAAAGGAAAGAGUAGCUGAUAUGGAAAUAAGCGAAAGAUUAUAUUCUAAAACUAAAAUAUCCAAGAAAUUUGGUAUUAUAAGAGCACUGGAUGAGGAAGCUGAAAAAAUGGCUAAGGCUAGAGAAGAAACCUUAGCAAGAGAUUAAAAAAGAGAAGAUGAAAAAAGAAAGGCAAAAAGCGUUUUAAUAUGGGAUAGCUCAGACAAUGAUAUUAGAAAAUAAAUCAAUAGAAUCAAUAACAUACUUAAAGAAAAAAGAGAAACAAUAGCAGAGUUUAUCAAAAAAAAGAGGGAAAUAUGUCUUUCAAAUAUGAAUAUCUAUAAUAAAAAGGAAGAGACUGAAAGACUUGAAGAUUUUAUUAAAAAUGAAAAAGAGUCUUUAAAAGCAAGAAAAUUUUAUUUCGAAAAUGAUUGGACUAUGGUUAAUUAAUUCAUUAAGGAGGUAGAAAGUGAUGCAAAUGAAGCUUAAAAGGAAGCAGAAAGAUAAUAGAAAGAAAAAGAAAAAAAUAAGGAAAAAUGGAAUUAGCUUUAAGGAGAAGUUGAAAGAAUAGAAUAAAAAAUAUCAAGAAAAGAAGAAGAAUAUAAAACUCUUUUAACAUAUAAGCAAUUUGUAGAUAAAAUUAAAGUAAAAUACUAAGAAAUAUAUGGCUCAGAUAACAAUUAUCUAGAUGAUAAAAACAAGUAAAAAUAAGGAAAUAGUAAAGAUGGAAAUGAUUUUUUAUAUCUUACAUAACCAAAUUAGGCAGCAGGAGCAGCUGCAGCAGAAAAUUCUUAAUAGGCUAGUGCUUUAAAUAACACUAAAUCAAUUUAUGUUAUUCCAUUUACUCCUGCAUAACUCAAAGAUAUUUUAAAUCAUAUUUAAGAGAAAAAUUUAUAUUAUUGUUAAAACAACAAUGAGUCUGAAGAAGAAUACGAAAAUAAAAAGAAAGAAAAAAAUAGAUUGGAGGUUAAACUAGAAUAAAAAAAGAAUGAAAAUAGAGAGAGAAUAAAAGAGCUAGAAAAAUAAAGAGAAAUUGCUUAAAGAAGGAGAUAAAAUUUGAUAAGUUUAAAAAAGUUCAAUGUUAGUAAAGUAUAAAUUUCUGAAGGAGAAGACUUAGAUAUGCAAAAAAUUGGAGAAAAAAUUUAUUAAAUUGUCAAAUGUAUAGAAGAAGCUGAAAAUAAAGUAUCGAAGGGAGCCAGUGAUACGAUUUAAAAUAUUGAUCUUUUAUCUAUACUCUCAAAUUAGAAUAUAGAUACAAAAGAGAUGAGAAAUUAGAUGCAUGUAAAAAAAAAAAUUACUUUUAUUCCUUUAUUAAUUUUUUUGGAAUUUUCAUUUAAAAUAUAAUUUAGAUAAUAGAAAAGAAGUUAGAGAGUAUUACAAAGUAUAGAGAAAAUUAUAUUAAUGAAAGCGAGGAAAAUGCUAAAAGAGUUUUAGAAAUUGAAAAAGGAAUUAAAUAAAAUAGAAGUAGAUAAAUACAGUAAUAGUAACAAAAGCAAAAUGUUGAAAGUCUAAAUUAAAAAUUAAAAGAGAGAGAAAAUAAUUUAAAUAACAGAAGAAAGGGAAGAACUAUAAUGGAAAGAACAAUAAUUUAAAAGAAUGUUGUAUAAAAGUAAGAGAAUCUAAUAGACGAUCAAGAUGAUGAUGAAAAGUAUUUCAAUGAAGAUUAUACUUUUGGAAAUGAUUUCAUAAAGUAAGAGAAAAAGCUCAAUCAAAAAACUAACAUGGUUAACCAAUAAUAAAUGGAUAAAAAGAAUUCUAUUUAAUGAAUAAAACAAUUAAUUAUUUAUUUAUUUAUAUUUUUUAUAAACUUAAACAAAUGUAAAAUAAAAAAUUUCUAAAGAAAUUAAUUGUUUUAGCUAUCUAAACUUUCUUUUUAUAAAAAUUUGUACAAAAUCAUCAAAAACAUAAAUUAUUUAGCUAUUUAUCAUAAAUACUAUUUAUCGAAAAUAGACGAGUAUAUAGUUAAUAUUUUUAAAUUAAUUACUCUAAAAAAUUAAAUUUAAAUCAAAUUUGUUAUAAAAAAAUUCAAUAUUUUUACAAAAUCUAAUUUUUUGUGCUCAUAUUUAAAUACUAUUAAAAAUAAUAAUAAUAAAUUGUUUGAUUUAUUUUUAUCUUAAACAAAACUUAUCAAUUUUGAAAGGUGAGUUUUCAAAGAUUUUAUUUGUUUUAAAAAGACAUAUUUACCUUUUUAGAUAAAGAUUUAAUUAAUUAUUAAAAAAGAAUUUCCAAUUUAAAAAAUAAAUUUCUUUUAAAACAAUUAAUUAAAAUUUUACAAUAAAUAAAAUAUUUGAAUACAUAGAUAGAUAGGACAACCUUUAAGACUUAAAAAGAAAUUUAUCUUUAAUAAAAAUUACAGUUUGUUUUAUAUAAAUAAAUUUUUAAAUGAAAUAAAUAGCUAGUUAAUAUCUUUUUAUUUUACUUAAUCUAAACAAUUUUAUAUUAUUAAAUUAUUUUAUUUCUGGGUCUUUUAUUAUUUUUUAUCAGAAAAAAUCACUUUUUUAAGUUUUUAUUAAAUUUACGGAAGACAUAUUAAUUGCUAAAAUAAUCAAAAUUAUCUCAACUAGAUUUAAAUAAAUAUAUUGUGUACUUAAAUGA
Messenger RNA from Tetrahymena thermophila SB210, 2725 nucleotides. Its product is annotated as transmembrane protein, putative. The record is from RefSeq and is a predicted model, not a curated record. The transcript is spliced from 9 exons. Lineage: Eukaryota; Ciliophora; Oligohymenophorea; Hymenostomatida; Tetrahymenidae.